Mesorhabditis spiculigera is the source of this 1599-nucleotide messenger RNA. The record is from the annotation of a GenBank genome assembly. Lineage: Eukaryota; Metazoa; Nematoda; Chromadorea; Rhabditida; Rhabditidae.
AUGGGUCUUCAGGCUCAUGCUGUAGCGUCAUCCGAUGGCUGGCUUCGGCCGCUAUUCUGGUUUCUGCUCGUCUGCUCCAACUUUGGCUCUACUGACCAACUCCGCAACUUCCUCGAUCUGCCUUUUGACGACCCGCUGAACCUCUCGCCGGCGAUGCUGCGCAACCACCACCGUAUUCGUCGUCAGGAGAAAGAUUGCCCCACCAGACGCCAGUUUAUCUGCUACGCUUACGAUGUUGUGGAAGAGCCGUAUCCGGAUUGGCUACAAAAUACCGAGGCCAAGUGUGAAAAAUGCAAGACUGAUAUCGUAUGCAAGGACACGGACAAGGUGGAGACCGCCACCGAUGAUGGCAGACUUCAAUCUGGCCCGUAUGCGCAGUUCAUGAGCGAGGAAGAGAAUCUGCGACUCGACGUGAUCAUCAACACCACCGUCGCCCCUACGAAUCAGAGCGACCCCACGGUGAAACCAGAAGCCAACUCCCGGCGAAUUCUGAACAAAUAUCAGUUCAACCACGCUCAGGCGCUCGACGACGAAGGAGGCCGACGGCGGAUUUGCAAAGGGAGAACGGAACCGACAACGAUUGCACCGAGCGCCAGCGGUCCGAAUGAGGACGAAUCCGGGCUUGGCCUAAGAUUGGCCGUGGCGGCCGCUGUCGUCGGCAUCUGCCUCUUGGCAGCCGUCGCCACCGUCGGUGUCUUGUAUAAGCAAAAGCGCAUCUUCUACCACCAACUGGCGGAACCGUUGCCGCAACAUCAUGUGGCCGCAAAUGUUGAACUGGCAUGGCAGCCCUAUGGCGGUAGUUGGGAGGCGCGCUUCUACCGAAAGGUCACUGGCCAGCCGCCAAAAGUGAAGCCCAGCUCACUUGGAUACUCGCUGAAAGGGCAUUUGGCCCUUUGCAUGAAGAGUGAGAAACUGAACCCCGGGGUGCCGUGGCCGCUGAACGGAAAGGGUUGCCCGAUCCCAUCGACUAACGAACCGAUCCGCGACCCGGUGGUAGUCGCCGAAACGCUGCUCAGUGCGCUCGCACAGGACAACUUGGUUACGGUGUACAAUUCCCCGCGCAUGACUACCGAGCAGCUGCGCAACGGCUUCGACCCCAACGACGAAUCGGCCGAAUUGACGCGUCUCCGCCUGUCGCUGCAAUGGAACGAUCCGUGUAACGUGGAGGCCGAUGGUCCCGAGUGGCCCUAUAACACGAGCCGCGGGUGCGCCCAAUACUUCAACAAGCAGAUGAUCGACGAUUUCCGAGCGAUGCACGGCAUCGACUUCAUCAUCCGUGCCCACCAGUCUGUUCCGACGGGCGUCAGCUUCUUCGGCAAUUGGCUCAUCUCGCUGUUCACCACGCCGCAUAAGGACAGCUUCGGAGCCAUUUUGCGCUACGACGGCAACAAGUUCACCUUCUUGCACAUCAUCCCGCCCACCUUAGACGUUACAGACGUUGCGUCGCUAGACCACUGUUUUGCACAGGCCAUGGGAUUCAAGCCCUUCGAGCCGGAAUCGCAGCAGCAGAAUCCUGCUGAAAAAGCCCCCGUAGCCCCUGAGGAGCAGCGUACUGAACGUAUCCAUCUCGCCGCGCCGGCCGCGCCCGCCGCCACCAAA